Molecule: messenger RNA, 555 nt
Organism: Owenia fusiformis
Lineage: Eukaryota; Metazoa; Annelida; Polychaeta; Sabellida; Oweniidae
Source: the annotation of a GenBank genome assembly
GGCCUUGUAACAUUGACUAGCUAAAUGUUAAGUUGGUGUAGAGAUACAGAGCUACAUGCAUAUCUUACUCUGACAUGUUAGUCUACAUUCUUUUAAGCUGCUCUGCUUUUUUAGUGUAUGUUUUUAUCAAAAAAUGUACAAAUGAGAAAUUCAGAAUUAUUGCAAAAAUACCAGGACCUAAAGGAAUACCAAUAUUCGUUAAUGCACUCCAAGUUGAUCUUGAACAUAUUCACAAAGAUUUACUUCGAUGGACUGAGGAGUAUGGGCCGAUCUUCAAGUUGAACUUUGCUGGGGACUUGGUUGUUGUACUUAAAACAGUUAUGAUGCAAUCUACGAAGCUCUUGUCACAAAAUCAGCAGAUUUUGCAGGUCGUGCAGAUGACACCUUCCGAGUCCAAACACUAGUAGAAGGUGAUGAUGUCCUAUUUCAAGACUACACGGAUAAAAUUAAAUACAUUAAGAAACUCAUGCUCCAGGGACUCAAGAUGUACGGCGAGGAACGAUCGAAUAUUGUCAAGAUCACCCAAAGUGAGGUCAACCUGUGCAUGGAUAAAUU